CAGCGGGCCCGGCGCCUCCCGAGCCCGCCGGGCUCUCGGCGGAGGACGGAGCGUGGGCUUCUUCCUCCCGCCAGGGAAAGCAAAGAGUAUGAAAGCCUAUCUAAAGAGCGCAGAAGGCUUUUUCGUCCUGAAUAAAAGUACUACGAUUGGAAGGCAUGAAGACUCAGACCUUGUUUUAGAGUCGGCUGACAUCGACAACCAUCACGCGCUCAUUGAGUAUAGCGAGGCUGAGGGCAGCUUCGUCCUCCAGGACUUCAACUCCCGCCAUGGCACCUUCGUCAACGAGUGCCACAUUCAGAACGUGGCUGUGAAGCUGUUACCCGGAGAUAUCCUGAGGUUUGGUUCUGGAGGGCUGACCUACGAACUGGUCAUCGAAAACCCACACUCGGUCUCCUUCCCAUGGGCCAGGGGUCCAACACCUUGGCCAAGGCCGUCGCCACCUUGGGCCACACAGCAGCCAAAGCAGUCCCCCUCGCCACCGCAGAUGCCUUUUCACCCAGGCGUCCGGCCAGUGCCAGUGCAGAGGAGCUGGUCCCAGGGGUUCCCCAGACCCACCAAGGCCCCGCCUGCCUCCCAGAAGCGGCCUGUGAGUGCCAACGGGAAGAUGUUUUCCUUCGUGGUGAACAGCGCCCACCGGCCUCCCGUCAUCAAGCAAGUGUGGAGGAAUGUCAUGGAGGUGUCGGAGCAAUCGGUGACCGAGGGGAUUCCCCAGGCAGGACCUUCCCGGGAGAUUCCUGUGGACCAGGACCUGGCCCAGCAGGACAAGGAUGAAAUAAUUCUUCUGCUGGGAAAAGAAGUCAGCCGUCUCUCAGAUUUUGAACUGGACUCUAAGUACAAAGAUGCCGUUAUAGCCAGCCUGCAGAACGAAGUGGCCAGCCUGAGCCAGAAGCUGACGGAGACAACCACCUCCAGGCAGAGCGAGAGAGAGAUCUCACAGAAGUUUCAGGUGCUGGACAAAAACAUUGAUGCCAAAGAGAAAGAGAUCCAGAACUUGAAAAGCCAGGUCAAUGCUCUACAGAAAGGCUACAGUCAGGUGCUGUGCCAGACCCUGUCCGAGAGGAACUCAGAAAUCACGACGCUGAAGAAUGAGGGCGAGAACUUGAGGAGGGACAAUGCCAUCACGGCAGGGCUGGUGUCAUCUUUGCAAAAAGACAUGUUAGCAAAGGAUGAGCAAGUGCAACAACUCAAACAGGAGGUGAAUCAACUGAAGAGCGAGAACAAAGACAAGGAUCACCAGCUAGAAGCCCUCAGCUCCAGGUGCUCAGCGCUGAAGGAGGAACUGAAGAGUGGAGAGGCUCAGAAGGAGCACCGGGAAGCCCAGGAGGAAGAGUUAAAACUCUGCAAAUCCCAAAUCCAAGACAUGGAGAAAGAAAUGAAGAAGCUCAGGGAGGAGCUGAAGAAGAGUAGUACUGAGCAGAGCAUGAUCUCUAAGACGCUUCGAGAAAAGAGCAAGGUUGAAGAGAAGCUUCAGGAGGAUUCCAGGAGGAAAUUGCUUCAGCUACAAGAAAUGGGGAACAGAGAGAACCUCAUUAAAGGCAAUUUGGAAAGGGCAGUAGGUCAGCUGGAGCAUUUCAGAAGUCAAAUCAUCAAGGCCACCUACGGACGAGUGAAGCCGUUCCAGGACAAACCUGUCACCGAUCAACAGUUAAUAGAGAAGAUUACCCAGGUCACGGAGGACAACAUCAGCUUCCAGCAGAAAAAAUGGACCUUGCAGAAGGAGACUCAGCUCAGCCAUUCCAAACACGAGGAAAUCACGGAGAGCAUCGAGAAGCUGACGAUGUCUCUAGACAGCUGCCAGGACUGCAUGAAAGUGUCUUGCUGCAGCAACGACCUGAAGAAGGAGAUGGAGCUGCUCCGGCGCCUGCAGGUGGGCCCGCCGGUGUCGGGGCUCCAGAAGGUGGCGCUGGACAUCCUGCGCCUGGCCCAGUCCUGGCUGGAGGCGACGGAGCGAGUCCUCCAGGAGGUCGGCAUCCAGUUAUCCAGCUCCGACAAAGGGUUGACUCUGUAUCUGAAAUAUCUUCUGGAACAUUAUAAAAAAAUUAUGAGCCGGACCCAGGAACUUCAGAUCAAGAUCAACAGUUCUCAGGAAGCUCAGAAGUCUUUGCUGCAAGAAAAGAUGCGGGAGCACCUGGCGGAGAAGGAGAAGCUGAACCAGGAAAGGCUUCAGCAAGAAGAGAAGCUGAAAGGCAGAGUCAAGCGGUUGCUGGAGGAGAAGGCGGCUUUGGAGGAAAGCAUUACCCAAGAGAAAAACCGACUGAAGGAAGCAUUGGAGGAAGAACAGAAGAGAGUCCAAGAGCUGGAGAAUCGCUUAACCCACCAGAAGGAGGCUUUGGAGGAAAGCUUUACGCAAGAGAAGAACCGAGUGAAGGAAGCAUUAGAGGAAGAACAGAAGAGAGUCCAAGAGCUGGAGAAUCGCUUAACCCGCCAGAAGGAGGUUUCAGAGAGCAGCAUCGCCUAUGAGAAAUACAAAGCGACGGAGGCCAUCGAGAAGGAAAAGAAAAAGGUGCAAGAUCUGGAGAACCGCAUAACCAAGCAAAAAGAGGAAAUAGAUUUAAAAGCGCUAAAGGAAGAUGUUUUAAAUAACAAAUUAAAUGACGCACUGGCCAUGGUGGAAGAGACAGAAAAAAUAAAGAUGGCCGAGAGUCUGAAAGCAGAGAACGUCACCAUGAAAUUAAACGAAACAUUAGCUGAACUGGAGACGGCCAAGACUAAAAUGAUCAUGAUGGAGGGGCGGAUGCAGCUGCAGCAGCAGGCAAUCAAGGCCCUCCAAGAAGAACAGAAAUCACAGAAACACGAAUUUGAAGAAGAAAUCGUGGAAUACAAGGAGCAAAUCAAACAGCACUCCCAGACGAUCGUGAGUCUAGAAAAAAGACUCCAAAAAGUGACCGAACACCAUAAGAAAAUAGAAGGAGAGAUUGCAACUUUGAAGGACAAUGACCCAGCCCAGGAGAAGGAAGUACAGCAGGACCCUCCCGCAGCACCGCCUCUGGAAAGCAGUUCCAAAGGCGCAGUGUGUGACCACUUGAUAGAGGAUUUAUUGAGUGCUCAAAAGGAAAUCCUGUCUCAGCAGGAGGUCAUCAUGAACUUAAGGAAAAACCUGACGGAAGCUCAUGGCCGAAUGUCGGAUUUGAGAGGAGAGCUUAACGAGAAGCAGAAGAUAGAACUGGAAAGGAACGUGGCCCUGGUCCAGCGACAAAACAACGAGCUGAGUGUGCUCAAGGAAAGGAUGGCGCACGUGACCAGCCUGAUGGAAAAGAAGGACAGGGAGCUCGAGGUCUUCAAGGAGGCACUCAGGGUCUCCCAAGAGAAACCCAAACUCCAACUGCACAAAGAGAAGGAACAGAAGCCCAGGAAUCCUACCCAGAUGUGUGACAUCUCGGUGCAGAUAGAACCCAUCCACACCGAUAUUUCCUUGAGCAGCCAAGAGGAGCAGUCCUUCAGCGACCUGGGGGCCAAGUGCAAAGGGUCGCGGCACGAGGAAGUCAUUCAGCGCCAGAAAAGGGCCCUAUCUGAGCUGCGCACGCGGAUCAGAGAACUCGAGAAGGCCUGCUCCUCGGAUCAUAAGGACCACCUGAAUGAAUCAUUUCUAGACUUCAAGACUCUCAGAAUAGAAAAAAAUGUCCAGAAAAUAUUGGACUCAAAAUCCGGUUUGCCAACUCUCUCAAGAAUAGAGAUCACAGUGCCUCAAAAUGGCCCUGCCAACUCAGGGCUCAUCCAGGCCACGGAGAAGUCAGGGAAAAUGGAUGUGGCCGAGGCUUUGGAGCUCAGCGAAAAGCUGUACAUGGAUAUGAGCAAAACGCUCGGGAGCCUGAUGAACAUCAAAGACAUGGCAGGUCACGUGUCCAUGAAAUACCUCUCCCCCAAAGAGAGGGAGCGAGUCAACAAGCUUCGGCAAAGAGACCUCGAUCUGGUGUUCGACAAGAUCACUCAACUCAAGAACCGGCUGGAGAGGAAAGAGGAGCUUCUGAGAGGCUAUGAAAAGGACAUCGAGCAGCUCAGGCAGAGCAAAGUGUCCGUUCAGAUGUACCAGUCACAGGUGGCAAAGCUGGAGGACAAUAUCUACAAGGAGGCCGAAGAGAAGGCACUGCUGAAGGAGGCCCUGGAGCGCAUGGAGCACCAGCUGCACCAGGAGAAGAGGAUGAACAGGGUCAUCAGGCAGCAGAAGGUUGGAGCCAAAAAAGCCGCCCCAAAGAUGGACCAAGAAAGAGAAAAGCUGAAGAGAGAUACUUCUAGCAAAUCCAGCCAGAGUCUUCUGUUCUCUAAGCCUAGCGGAAGGAACUAGAAUUGUCACCACGCCCAGCCUUACGUGAUCCUCCGUGAGUCAAAAUGACUCUUCUGUGUCAAAAUACUAAGAUACUUUUGUAGGACUUUAAAGGUUGUUACCCUGGUGUGUUGCUUCCUAAGCUGGUAUUUUGUACAAUGCUAUAUUUCGGAGUAUCUGGGGCGAGGGGUUCUUUUUAAAAAUACCUACGCACGGGCACAUACUCAGGCAUAUGAAGAAUACAGGUUUGAAACCUAGGCUCCUAGGCCUGGUAGAUACAAUUAUGUGGUUCCACGUUUGAGUCGUGACAUAUCACACAUCACACCACCAAGAGGCGCCAAGAAACCCACAGUCAAGAAAACCCGUGAUGGACGGGGGCCACAGGACAGAAUGGUAACCUCAGGGCUGAUGGGGCCAUGGUAUAGAGCAUUUAUAUGUGAGAUUAUUUUAAUACAUUUAGAAUGCCAAUCCAUUCUUAAUGCUUGCAUAAUAAAGGCUAACAUUUAUAUGGCACUCUGCCAUUUUCAAAAUACUUCUCAUCUAAUCCUCUCCCAAGCCCUGGGAGGUACAUAGUAUUAUGCUCCGCAUUUAACACGUGAGGAAGCUGAGGCCCAGCGGGGUUAAGUGGCCUGUCUGAAAUCACACAGCCAAUACAUUCGAGGGUUGGAUCUAGAACCCAGAUGUCUAAUUCCAUCUCCUACUUACCAUUAGAUGGCCCAGUGGUUCAAUUCCCCAGCCAUAAGGACAGACCAAGUACCUAGUCACCAAAGAGCACACACUGCCCAGGUGGACACACCCUUGAUUUAGGGUGUGUGGAGAGACCCUCAUUCUCCUUGCUCCACUGUCUGCUUCUCCCGUGUUAGGCCCUCUCUCCAGCCACCAAAUCCCCUGCUGCCCCUCUGCUGUAGCCAGGACCACCAAACACAAUGGGAGGAAGGGCCAGAAGUUGUGACUUAUCACUGAUUUACUAUUUUUUAAAAAGCCACAAUAAAAAUAUUUUGAUAUUUCAAAACCAGAUGCAUUCUUUAUACUGAUUAGAAGGACAUAGGAAAAAUUAUUCGUGUGAUAUUCCACUGAAGGGCCAUCUUACACAGAGUUAGGAUCUAAAGUCAGUGAGAAAAGUGAGUAUUACCUGACCUGAAAAAUACUCUUGAAAAUUCUGGAAAUUUUUCAUAAGGAAUCUGAUAUCAUUUAUACUGUACCAUAAUCCAAAAGUCCAAAACAGCAGGUUUUUCUCCAGCACCAGAAAAGAUCACUUGGUCAGGCAGUGGUUCAAGCAGCUGGCUCAUGUUUUGGAGCCAAAUUAUGUGGGGGGGAAAAAAAUAUGUUGUUUGUUGGUUGAACAUGUAUAUUCGAAUUUGUAUAAGUUGAAUGUAAUGCCUAUAUGACUCUUCUGUAUUUUAGGUCUUUCAAAGGACAUGUUAAUUUUUAUCAUAUGAACAUGACAACCCAUAAUGGCAAUUUCUUUUCUUCACCUCUGGAACUAGCUUUUCGGGCAUUUCCUCAGCCACACGCCCCUUUCUCUGAGAACGCACCCCACCCCCAAUCAGGUUUGCCCUACCUAGUGAUGCUUUCUUGGCCACAGCUGGUUGGUUGAGGAGUAGAUACCCUACCCAAGCCGGAUCAAUCAAAUUUCUCUUCCAACUCAAGCUGGGCCAAUCACCACCUCUUUCUUUGAUGUUUGGAGGUGAGACCUUGGAAUGCCACACAAGUCAUUAGUGGUGCCGGAGCUGAGCGUCUUGGUGCAGUCCCAGGGCUGGGGUGGCCAUGUCCCCUCUUGCGUUUGGAGAAACAAAGCCAGUCUUCAGAGAGAAAAGGCUGGGGUAGACACGUAACGAGUGGAGACAAGAAACCACGCCCCCCAGGGAGACAGUGCAGCAGAGUCAUCUCCUCUCUGUGCUAUGUAAAUUGAAGGCUAAACGCCUUGAUUUCCCAGCCUCCCUUGCAGCUCGGGCCGGCCAUGUUGUUCAGUGCUGGCCAUUGACAUGUAAGUGAAGACCACUGAGAGGGCUUCUCUUCUGGAUUAAAAGGCGGGACUUCAGUAGGAGAGAGCUUUUUGCCCUUUGUCCUUUUGCCUUGUCUCCUUUUUGUCUCCUGGAGCUCAGACUUGGAGCUGGAGCAGCCAUCUUGGGGAUCAUCAGGUGACAAGCAACGGGCCGAAGCCCACCUCCAAGGACAAUGGAGUGGAAAGACGAGAGGGGCCUGGGGCAGUAUCCCUGUGUCCUGUACCGUGCCUGAACUGCCUACCUCUGUACUUCAUGUUGUAUAAGAAAAUAAAUCACCUGU
Messenger RNA from Pteropus alecto (black flying fox), 6547 nucleotides. It is a transcript of the gene FHAD1, whose product is annotated as forkhead associated phosphopeptide binding domain 1. Gene Ontology annotation, molecular function: protein binding. The coding region runs from base 89 to 4282 and encodes 1397 amino acids. The transcript has 31 exons. Lineage: Eukaryota; Metazoa; Chordata; Mammalia; Chiroptera; Pteropodidae. The record is from RefSeq and is a predicted model, not a curated record.